GUUUUCGCGACCAUAUUUGUUAUGGCAGCAGGAUUUGUUGCUCCGUGAAAAACGUUGAUCUUUCCACCAAAAUGGAACUUUCCCGCGACGAAAGUGAGCGCCAGCUGUAGAUCGGGGUGUGUGCCAUUGUUUGCCGCCAGUGUUUUCCACAGUGUGGUGUUUGCUACCGGAAGAGAAGCUUUUUUCACUCGGGCCGAUUCUCGUCGCCAUUACUGCCUUCAGGGGACAAAAGACGGGUAGUAAAGAAGCGUCAGCAACAACAACAACAAGAACAACAUUGUCAUCGGGGCACAGCUCCAGACUUUGAAGACGCACAGUAAUUCGUGUUCGUUCGGUACUGGUGGAAACGUGGGCUUGGGUGGUGUAUGAUAUCUUUUAUUCAGUACACGCUGAGUAUCAUGAGCAAUCUAAGCAAUAGCCACAAUAGCAACACUGGAAGCAGCCAAAAUUCUGCUGCCGAGGGCACAAUGGAACGGGGAAGUUGCAUUCUGGUCCGAUAUGCCAGCCAGAACUCCCUGGAUGAGAGUUCCCAAAAGCAGCUGCCGAGGUCUAAUGGAAAAGACAAAACAGCCGGAGGAGCCUACCGCAACAAUGUGCACACGCAGCGAUCGUUUGAAGCCAUGAAUAAUAUGCGAGAACAAAAUCUACUAUGCGAUGUGAUACUGGUAGCCGAUGGCAUCGAGAUACCAGCGCACAAGAUGGUGCUAGCUUCGUGCAGUCCGUACUUUUACGCCAUGUUUACCGGGUUCGAGGAAAGCCGCCAGGAUAGGAUCACCCUGCAAGGUGUCGACCAUCGAGCGCUGCAACUGCUAAUCGAGUACGUGUACACGUCGGUCGUGGAAGUUACCGAGGAUAACGUGCAGGUCCUGCUGACGGCGGCCAACCUGCUGCAGCUGACCGAUGUGCGUGAUGCUUGCUGUGAUUACCUGCAAACCCAGCUGGAUCCGAGCAAUUGUUUGGGAAUCCGGGACUUUGCCGACAUCCACGGAUGCAUCGAUCUGUUGAACUACGCCGAGACGUACAUUGAGCAGCAUUUUUCGGAGGUUGUUCAGUUUGACGAAUUUUUGAAUCUCACCAGCGAACAAGUUGUCAAUUUGAUUAAAAGUGAUCGGCUGUCGGUGCCCUCGGAGGAGAAGGUCUACGAGUGUGUGAUAACGUGGAUCCAGUACGACAUUUGCAUCCGCCAGUCAUAUCUGGCCGACCUGAUGGAACACGUCCGGCUGCCACUGCUCUCACAGGAAUACCUUGUGCAACGGGUCGAAAAGGAACAGCUACUGAAGGGCGAUCUCCAGUGCAAAGACUUCAUCAUCGAAGCCCUCAAGUACCAUCUGUUGAAGGGGGAGCUGAAGACGACUUUCAAGACGCCACGCACCAUUCCGCGGCAACCGGUUGGGCUGCCCAAGGUGCUGCUCGUCAUUGGGGGUCAAGCACCGAAGGCGAUUCGUUCGGUGGAAUGCUAUGAUCUGCGCGAGGAACGUUGGUAUCAGGUCGCAGAAAUGCCUACGCGACGUUGCCGCGCCGGGUUGGCCGUUCUCGGCGAUAGGGUGUAUGCUAUUGGUGGUUUUAAUGGUUCGUUGCGGGUACGUACGGUAGAUGUGUAUGAUCCGGUUCAGGAUCAGUGGACGACCUGUAAUAGUAUGGAGGCCAGACGAUCGACUUUGGGGGUGGCGGUUUUGAAUAGUUGCAUUUUCGCGGUUGGGGGUUUCGAUGGUUCAUCGGGAUUGAGUUCGGCGGAGAUGUUCGAUCCGAGGACGCAGGAGUGGCGGUUGAUUUCCUCGAUGUCGACUAGAAGGAGCUCGGUUGGAGUUGGAGUGGUGUAUGGUCUGUUGUAUGCCGUUGGAGGGUACGAUGGAGCCUCGAGACAGUGCUUGGCAUCGGUGGAGAGGUACAGUCCGGCAAUGGAUACGUGGACUCAAGUUUCGGAAAUGACGGACCGUAGGAGCGGAGCCGGAGUGGGAGUUUUGGAUAAUAUUCUGUAUGCAGUUGGUGGGCAUGAUGGGCCAUUGGUGAGGAAAUCGGUGGAGGCUUAUAAUUCGGAAACGAAUACAUGGCACAAGGUUGCAGAUAUGGCCUUCUGCCGUCGGAAUGCUGGAGUUGUCGCUCACAAGGGAAUGCUGUUUGUGGUGGGUGGCGAUGAUGGGACUUCGAAUUUGGCAUCGGUAGAGGUUUAUACACCGGAGACGAACACCUGGCGGUUGUUGCCAGCUUCGAUGAGCAUCGGGCGCAGCUAUGCCGGUGUAGCAAUGAUAGAUAAGCCCAUGUGAAGCGAACAGCAGGGCGCUACCGCCGCCACGGCAGCAAGCAGCUCUAGGUAUGCGAAUUGUUCGAUCAUUGGUAGUGCAGCAAACAAUAGCAACAUCAAUAACAGCAAUAGCCACAAUAACAACCAAAACAACGAUGAUGAGAAUAGUCAAGCCGAAGGGCUGAACUCUGAAGCUGGUGCUGUAUGCUAUAAUCAGGCUUCCAAUAAUAACAAUAACAACAAUAACAAUAAUAACAAUGCCAAUAACAUCAACAACAACAACAAUAACAAUGUACACUACGAAAACAUUUACGAGUCAAUUGAACAAUACGCUGCUGCUGCUGCGAAUGCUGGCGUGGCUGCGGUUGCCCCUGCCAUUGCUCAAAAUCCGCUGGGAGUCAUCCCGCAACCUCCUCCUCUUGUGCUUCAAGCCAAUCAACAACCCCAACCGGGACCGUCGUUGGCCGGUAUGGGACCUCGUAGCAACAAUAUUCAACCGGGAGUCGCUCCAUGUCCACCGCCACCUCCGAGCAUGCUACAGAUGCAACAACAAUAUCUUUCGCUCGCCUACCGGAAUGAACUGUACGAUAGAACUGCCGGAUACGAUGUGCCCCGUGGUGGAGCUCCACGCAACAACUACUACCAAAAUCAACAAUCAAUGAAUUCAGGUCCGCGUUACCAAAACCUUCAUCUUGAUCUGAAUCGACCAAGACAUUCCCAGAAUAACAGUAUGCGAGCUCCGCGACAACGCAGUUUUGACGAUACGGAAUCUUAUCAGUACCAUCGAUAUCAGAAUCAAAACUUUGCAAAGUUUGACAACGUCUAUGAGAGGGUUCGGGAAGAACCGGCUUACCAAAAUACAGGAUCAUUUGGGGCAGCAGCUGCCGGACCAUCCAAUCGGGGAGUGUUUGGAAGAUUGGAUGUUAUUGGGCAUGGAGUUGGCCGUAUCGAGCGACAUUUGAGUUCUUCCUGUGGGAAUAUCGACCAUUACAGUCUUGGAGGACACUACGCCGUUCUGGGACACAGCCAUCUUGGUACUGUCGGUCAUAUAAGACUGAAUCCCGCUACUAACAAUCAACCUAGUGCAACCGGGAAGGAUUCGUCAUCCGUCAAUGUGAAGAGUUUCUUCAGCUGUUUGGGUGGUGAGAAUUCACAAUCAAUGAACAAUAUCAGCAAGAGUGGAGCUACGGGACAGCCGGGUCCUUCUGGAGGUGCGACCGGUGGUGAAGCAGCUGCUGGUGGUAGUUCAGGAGCAACUGCAUCUUCUGGUUCUUCAUCAGUGACCGCUAAGGUAACUGGAACAAUUCCAAAAAUUAAGAGUAAGUCCAAAAAGGAAAGUCAAAGUAAUUCUGAGCAGAACGAUGGGGAAACCCAGGUAAAUCGGAUCUCUAAACCAUCGCUGCAGUGGCUGUUGGUCAAUAAAUGGCUUCCCUUGUGGGUUGGUCAAACCCCUCCGGACUACAAGUUUAUCGAUUUUAACUUCAUGUUCUCUCGAAACUGUGAUGGGUGUGGAAGUACCACGAAUCAUCAGGAGCUCAUGAGAUUGGACGGACAAGCGGAAAUGCGUUCGCACGAGUACGGUGACUACAUUCCACCGGCUAGAGAGUAUCCAACUAUGAAUGGCAGCUACCCAAGGGUCCUACGGAAUACUCCGCAGUUGUCUCGUUUGCGGGAACACGAAUACGAAAACGUCCCCGUUGAUGCUCCUUCGGGUCGUUUGGAUCACGCUGGAUCUCGAUCGGCAUUCAGUCAUGUCAAUCGAGCUAGGUCGGAAAGUCCAGCUCGAUCUGGCACCUCCAGACGUGAGGAACGCAGUGGUGGAGAUCCCUUCCGUAAUUGGGCCUUCAAUUUUGAGGAUAAUAGCUUCCGGCCGGCCGGAGCGGUUCCACGUCCUCGUGAAAUUCGUCGGAUUACCGAUGGAACUUUCCGUGCUACCGAUUUUCUACAGGACAACGAAAGAGCUGGUCCCAGCCGAGAAGUACCGCGAGAAUCGCCCAAGACCCCUCCGACCAUUGUCGUGAAUGAGUCGGCUACUCCUUCGUAUUCCCGUGCGAAUUCCGCUUCGCCUCCGAAAAGCAAGGAAUCUUCCGUAUCACCGGUUCAACCAGAGCGAGGUGGAACACCGGCGUCAACUUCAUCGGAUUCGGAAAAUUUCGUUAUGGAUUCCAUUGCCACCGAUGCUGGCGGGCCAGCUGAGGAUAGUAACGGGGGUGAAGGUUAUGGUGGUGGUGGUGACGGUGGUGCUAGUAGUAGUAUUCAGUGCAUAGAAAACAUUGGGGACAUGGGAGAAGCUGCUGCAAAAGAUAAGGAGGGUGCUUCUUCCCAGGAGACGUCCGAAUCGUCCAACUUUGAAGACAAUGCUGCCGAAUCUUCCGCAUCCGAUGAUGAAAAUGCUGAUGACAGCAACGUUGACGCAACUUAAACAUUUGCACUACCAAUCUAUCAUGAGGCUUCUUCAUCUGAUCGCUCGGGUUGACAAGUAAUUUUACUUACGUUGCCGUAUAGCUGCCUGAACGAGGAUUUUCUUGUCGUUCAGAUUUUCAAGGGAUGUCGUAGAACUUGUCAUUUAUUAGCUGCCAAAAAAGAUCGACUAGGAAAGGUUUGGGAGAUUCUAGGCAACAAUUGCAUGCAAAAGUUAGAGAAAGAAGGUAUCUUAAACUGUGGCAGUUAUAUGGUGGCGAACUAACAAACCCAUUUUAAAAUUUUGUCAACCCUUGCAAUUAAUUCCAAUACUUCCCACAUCGUGUAACCUAAAUCAUUUCCAUCCUCCCUUAACACAAGACUACUUUUUGAAUCUGUGGCAAUUUGUUUAGUCCUUUAGUCUGUUUUAUUCCCGCUUGCUCAAUAUUUAUUGAUAGAUUCUAUUUAUUCCUAAUAUAUUCGAAUUCCUCUUUUAUACUGAAGCACUGUUUUCUUUUUUCUACAAGAAACCAUAUUUUAGAUCGAGAUUAGAGCAUUUAUUGGCGCAGAAACUCACUUUCCAACCUUUGAUUACAAUUAUGUUAGAAAGCAUUUAGCGGAUAGGUUAUAUAAUUGUCAAGACUUAGAUUUUAAGGCGUUUACUGCAACCAAGACUCGUUAAAUCUUAAUAAUAAUGUCGUCGGAACGAAUCGAACAAUAUCAAUGUAUUUUCCAGCCAGUUUGUGCAACAAUAAACACACAACAACACACAUACACAUGUUUACCAUUAGCGGAGGCCUAUCAUAAGCACCUACCUACACACACAGAACAAGGCAUUUCUUCUUUAUUGCGUUCUUCCGUUGAAAGUAGAUAUCUACACUUUUCUUAUACAUUCACAAGUUAAUCAGAGUACUAAACAUGGUUAUUAGGAAAGUUAGUCAAUUGUCAUAAAAUUCAUAACACAGAUAGCACUUACACACUCACAAGCCGCCCGAGAGAGCGUGCGCUAACGAAACAGACAAACACGAAGACAUAAUAUCUACGACACAGAUACAGAAACAAUGAAGCAUAAGUUAUAAUCAGUACAAAACCCAGUAAUGGUGAGACCUAUCAUGAUCGGAAAUCUACAAUUAUUUUACCUUGCGCAUCAAUCUCAACCAACACUGGACGGCGGUUCAAUGAAAUAUGUACUUUUUUAAUUCUCAGAUGUAGUAGUAGAGUGACAUACACGCAUACAUACACGUUUAUAGGCAUAUAAAACCGGGGAAAAGUGGCACGGGAAUAUUUAAUCCUUUUAGUCAGUCAGUUAGAAAUAUUCCAAUAUUUACGAAUCAAACGAAUUCAUCUGAAAACAAAUACAAAAAACGCAAAACACAAGAAUAACAAAACAUAAAAAAAAACAACGUAACAACAUUUGCUGUAGUUCUGGUAGUUGUGAGUCCUAUUCAUAUUAGUCAUAUACACAUACGGCAUUGCCCAAGAAUGGAACAAUGGAUUGAUAGAUGCAUUCGGAUAAAGCAUUCAAUAAAUGGAUUUAACAGUU
Ochlerotatus camptorhynchus is the source of this 6185-nucleotide messenger RNA. It is a transcript of the gene kel, whose product is annotated as kelch. NCBI's taxonomy places the organism in Eukaryota, Metazoa, Arthropoda, Insecta, Diptera, Culicidae. The record is from RefSeq and is a predicted model, not a curated record. The transcript has 5 exons. Gene Ontology annotation, molecular function: protein binding.